AUGGCUCCACUCGAACUCUGGGGAAAUCAUAUCCCGCCGAUUACAUCGGCCAAGCAUCUCGCCGAUCUCCGUCAGAAGCACGGAGUUCCUCCAAACGUGGAGAUGAUACUCCGUUCUGACGACCCGUUUUCUCCGGAGACCGUUCCGCCGGGUUUCUGCUGUGCUUAUACUGUAUAUUUCGAAAAGUGCGGGCUCGUGUUCCCUAUCCCGAGGAUUAUCUUCCAGAUCCUCCAACGCCUUCGAAUGGCGUUUCCCCAGAUGUGUCCAAACUUUGUUCGGCAUGUCAUGGGGGUGUACGUUCGAGGUCGCGAACUAGGAUUCGAACUCGGGGUCGAUGACAUCCUCCGGUUGUACCUCAUCAAACACAACUCCGGGUUUCCCGGGACAUUCUACACCUGUCGCCGCCGCAGCCCGGAGAUAAUUCAGGCGCUCCCGGGGAAGGACGACCGGUGGAGAGAAAAAUAUUUUUACUUCCGGGUUACUCCGGCAGCGGUGGGGGACUACAACUUUGCUCGUCUCCCCACCCAAUGGGCCGUAUGCGUUGGUCAGAAUGACCCUUUAGUUCUUAGUUGUUAUUCAGAAGAACCUCCGAGAAUACCAGCGACCCGAGAACUGAUCGAGAGGCUACGAGCAGGCGAGGUCCGGUGGAACUCAUUCACGCGUGCUCGUAUAAUAGCAGCCCUCAACGCCCCGUUAGUCCGAGACACCGCAGCUCCGGUCCCGCCGCUUCCUGCUAACCCAGCGAGGAGCGAAAGAGCAGACAACUCCCCCGCUCGCAGAGAAUUAAGUUCUUCUUCGACCUCAACCCCGCUACGUACCAUGGUUAGGAAGCCGUCACUCCGUGAACUCAGGGAGCAGUCGCAGCAACCCCGUAGGGUCCGAGCAGGCGAUGUUGACGCCGCGCUGGCCAAUGCCCUUCGAGCCGUUCAGCCCGCACCGUCUCGGGUAGUUAGCGAGGAGGUGAACCAAGCCCCCGUGAUCUCAACCGGUCCCUCUGGUCCGGCUAAGGAGGUCAUGCUCGUCAGCUCGCAGUCGACUCAUGCCGAGCCGUCUCCGACGCCAAAAAGGGCUCGUACAGAUAAUCCCCGGAUCCCCGAGACGAGGAGCCGCGAAAGCCGUGGAGGCUACCCCGCGGGUGGAAACCCAGAGGCUCCAGCUGGGGAGCCGAUUCACUCAGGAAACGGGUCAUCGUCGAGCCGCCCGUUCCAUUGGAGGUUUGCUCACUCCCGAGACUCCCCGGCGGUAGAGGACCACCUGGGAAUGGCGACCCUCUUCCGUCACUUGAAGACGGCUAACUGCCAAGUCCCGCUUGUGAAGGAUCUCGUUGAGAGAGAAGCGUACAUCGAGGCGAUGGCGGCCCAUGCGAAGUCCGUCGCUGCUGACAACAAGCUGAUCGUGCUUUAUGAGCGGAGGCUUAAGGAUACCCCGCAGGCUGCUGAGCUCGAGAACACAACGCGGGUGGUUCACGAGCUGACAACGGCUCUCAAGGCUGCUCAGGAGAGAGAGGGAGCUGCAAACGGCAAGGUUGCGAGCUUAGAGGACGAGCUAACGUCCUUGAGGAGUAUUCAGGAUAAGCUCCUUUCCGUUGAAGCUGACCUCGCUUCCGCCCAAGAUGCUCAUGCGAUGGCGGCAAGGGACCGGGACCUCUUGAAAACAGAGAACAAAUGGCUGAAGGAGAAAGCCGAGGGCAUCGAACAGAAGCAUGCAGAGGCGACUCGUCAAGCUGUUCGUGAGGCCAAGGAGCGGAUGUCCCAAGACUACCGGGCGGUGCUGGACUCGGUGAAGAGCAAGUGGGAGAGGAAGAAAGAGAAAACCGCGGUCGAGAGCGAUCUCGCAGAGAUCGAGUCCAACCUUCUUCUGAUCAAGCAAAUCGAUGAGGGGAGGACAUCGAUUGCGGAGGAGGUGCAAGUUCUCGAGACGCAGCGGGCGGUCCUUGCGAUCUCGGAAGACUCGGUCGCGCCCAUGGAGGUUGAUGCCGGAACCGGGGUCCCGCGUGGUCUAGAUGAGCAUGGGAGCAAUGCGAGCGUUGCGAAGGAUCCGGAGGCUGGGACCGGGGAAGAGGACGUCUAA
This is a messenger RNA of Camelina sativa (false flax), 2070 nucleotides long. The record is from RefSeq and is a predicted model, not a curated record. NCBI's taxonomy places the organism in Eukaryota, Viridiplantae, Streptophyta, Magnoliopsida, Brassicales, Brassicaceae.